AUGUCCAAUCCUAUUCAAAGUACUUCGAUAAUGAUGGCGCUUAAAAAAAACACUUGGCUACAGAAUGGAUGCCGGUACCUGUCCCAUCUUAGUUUCCGUAAUCAUCUCCUGAUAUCUGCUGUGUUGCGACUGGUUCUCAUUUUGUAUGCCCAACUACACGAUGCAAGAUCCCUAGUGCCAUUUACAGACAUAGACUAUAAAGUGGUAACGGACGGUGCACGGUUGGCGUUAAAUGGAGAUACACCUUUUGCCCGGCACACCUACCGCUAUAGCCCAUUUCUAGCAUACAUGCAAAUACCGAACGUUUUGCUGCAUCCCGCCUACGGGAAAGUAAUAUAUGCGAUGUUUGAUCUACUACUUGGUAUACUAAUUUAUGGGCAAGUACGCUUGGAUUUACUGCUGCAGCACCAGAAGGAUCGAGACGAGUGUAAACGUACUGAAAAAACAGCACUAAUCUCUGCAUGCUUUUGGCUCUACAAUCCGCUUACAGCGGUAAUAUCGACCCGUGGCAAUGGUGAUAGCAUACCAAGCUUCUUUGUGUUAUUAAGUAUCUCUUUACUUAUUAGAAUGGAACAGCAAUUACCAAAGUCUCUAAUCAUUUUCUGUGCCGGUUUGUCUCAUGGAUUUGUGGUACACUUACGCAUCUACCCGAUAGUCUUCAGUUUAGCUUACUAUCUGUGCUUAUCGACUGGCCCGUUCCCAAAACCAUUUAAACUCAAUACAAUUUUGCCUAACAAGCAGCAGCUAUGGCUAGUGUUCGGCACUUUAUUGGGAUUGGUAACCUUCACUUGGAUUUUUUAUGCACUAUAUGGAUGGCAAUAUAUUUACGAAGCCUACUUCUACCACCUUAUGCGAAAGGAUAUGCGCCACAAUUUUUCGCUAUAUUUUUUGUUGCAAUAUCUUAGCAAUGCAGAAGACAUUGAGGAAUCCAGUCUGCUUCUAAAGUGUAUUGUGGUAGUUCCGCAGUUGUUACUUCUAUUUUAUUUGAGCUGGACUUUUGGGCAACAUCGGCAGACAUUAGCAUUUUGCGUGUUCUGUUUGGCCUUUGUUGUUGUCACUUAUAACUCUGUGGUCACAUCCCAGUACUUCAUUUGGUAUUUGACUGUUCUGCCGUUAUGCAUUAAAAACUUGCAGCAUCUGUCCUUGGUUCGGUGUGCAUCAUUACUUUCUUUGUGGCUAUGUGGUCAAGUACUCUGGCUUCUGCCAGCAUAUUUGCUAGAGUUUAAAACUUGGCAUACAUUUUUUUGGAUUGGUGUUCAGGGUGCUGUGUUUUUCUUAAUUAAUGGUUACAUCCUAGUCGAGCUGAUAAGUAAUUACGAGCAUAAAUCUUUUAAUGCAAGAUCUAAAAAAUAGUCUAGGAAUUAAAGUAAAAGUGACAUAAGCAAACUCCGAUAUCACAUAUAUUAUUUAUACACUAGCUUAAAAUUUUGUAUUGA
Drosophila grimshawi is the source of this 1436-nucleotide messenger RNA. RefSeq names its product GPI mannosyltransferase 1 (gene PIG-M). The record is from RefSeq and is a predicted model, not a curated record. Gene Ontology annotation, biological process: GPI anchor biosynthetic process. Lineage: Eukaryota; Metazoa; Arthropoda; Insecta; Diptera; Drosophilidae. The transcript has a single exon. Gene Ontology annotation, cellular component: glycosylphosphatidylinositol-mannosyltransferase I complex; membrane. Gene Ontology annotation, molecular function: GPI mannosyltransferase activity; alpha-1,4-mannosyltransferase activity. Bases 1 to 1353 code for a protein of 450 amino acids.